UGAGCAGCUGUGUGUACACACACACUACAGCAGGGCCUACAUCCAGAGCUGCAGUGCGAGCAACGAUGGCAGGAAUAUAACGACAUCUCAUUUAAUACAUAUAAUCAGGAAAUCUCAAAACAUGGAGAGAGGACAUUUUGGCUACUCCCAAGACUAUCUUGACCGCUUUAUUCAAAGUCAAGACUCGUCUGUGGUGAACAAGUUCCAGCAGAAGUACUGGAAGACAAAACAGACGCUCAUCAAGGUCACCGGAAAGAAAGAGGACGAAUAUGUGGUGGCGUCAGAUGCAGAUCUGGACGGCAAGCUGGAGGUUUUCCACUCUGUCCAGAGAACAUGCAUGGAGCUGCUAAAGGUUAUUGAGCAGUAUCAGAGGAGAAUAUGCUUCCUUUCCCAAGAGGAGAACGAGCUGGGACGUUUCCUGCGCUCCCAGGGCUCGCAGGAUAAAACCAGAGCUGGAAAGAUCAUGCAGGCCACUGGGAAGGCGCUCUGCUUCUCUUCCCAACAGAGAUUGGCCCUGAGAAACCCUCUGUGCCGUUUGUACCAGGAGGUCGAAACAUUUCGCUAUCGAGCGAUCUCAGACACGUGGCUGACGGUGAACCGGAUGGAGCAGUCCAGGACUGAAUACCGUGGAGCGCUGCUUUGGAUGAAGGAUGUAUCACAGGAGCUGGAUCCAGAUACUCACAAACAGAUGGAGAAAUUUCGCAAGGUUCAGGCCCAGGUGCGCACUACGAAAACAAGCUUUGACAAAUUGAAGAACGAUGUCUGCCAGAAGGUGGACCUGCUGGGAGCCAGUCGCUGCAACCUCCUCUCUCACGUUUUAACCACAUAUCAGACAACACUUUUGCAUUUCUGGGAGAAGACAUCCCACACUAUGGCAGCCAUUCAUGAAAGCUUCAAGGGCUGUCAGCAUUAUGAGUUCUCCACUCUUAAGACCUUACAAGGCCCCAUGAACAAGAUCGCCAAGAAAAAGGGGAAGAAGAAAGUUAAAGCAGAGGUUGAAGAUGGGAAGAAAGUCGAGACCACAGAUGACCAACUCAUCUCAUUGGAAAAUGAAAACAUCGAUAAGACCGGAGAAGGGGAUGGAGAUAAUCUCUCUGCCUACUUGGAGUUCGAGGGAGAGGAGAAGGACAGCAUGGCGUUGCUGAAUGAAAUCCUGGGCAGUAUGUCCGUGGAUGAGGGCGACUUCUCUCGAGAGUGGACCGAAGUGUUUGGAGAUAUUGAGGAGGGAUCGAGCGCAGCUCCAGGCCGAGCAGCCGAGACUCAGCAAAAGGAAAACUCCUUCUUUCUACCCUCUCAUUUACUGGACCAGAGCUUGAAUAAUUUGCAGUCUUCCCUCUCAGAUCGGGCUGGGAUCAUUCCACAGCCCGUCGCCCAGGCAACGCAGCACUCAUCUGGAGCCAAUCAGAACCUUUCUAAAGCAGCAGUGAAAGAUAAAGCGGGGACGUCAGCAGACCUCUCAGCGUGGUUCAACCUGUUCGCCGACUUGGACCCCCUCUCAAAUCCCGAUGCUGUUGGCAAAACUGACACAGAGCACGAACUUCACAACGCAUAGUUGUUUGUCAAAAACCAUGGGUUCCUUCUUGGAUACAGCGUCUUCUCUUGAGGCUUCAUGUAGACAGACAGCCCAAUCAUUAAGUCAAUUAAUUUCUGGCGAUUUGCGAAAUAUUGAAGCAAACUUAAUAUAUUUGGGUUUUGAACAAUUGGCUAGAAAACUAUAACUAGUUAAAUCGUAUAAUUAAAAAUAAAUCAUUACUUUUUUUAAAUAAAAAACACUACUGCUCCCGGAUUAAAAUGAUAGCUUCUUUAUUGGAAACAAAAACAGUUAGACAAACAGGCAGGAACGAGCUUUCCCAAAACGCCAAAUCCAUAAAGUGUCGUAUUAAAACGAGACAUGUAUUCUGUAUUCAAAGUUGUAAGAAGUAAUUGAUCCGAUUCCUUCUCUUGGUGGCAGUAUUGCGCUUCUGUAAAGUGUCCCACUAACAACUAGCAGCUCGAGUUCUUCCCAUCGUGAAGAAAAUAAAGAUUUACAAGACGACCUUUUUAGGCCAUUUGCCUCUUCCGCUUUGGUUAGAAAAUAAAGGUUUAGCCUCGGUACCUCAGUAUGAGUUUGAAACAAGAAGCCUUUGACAUUUGCUGCCUUGAAAUCUGUUGUCUCUAGUAGCAUUCAUGCUUCCACAACAAGUCCAGGUGUUUACAAAGCUGCAACAUAGGGAGAAAAGUUACUGCAGUCAGAAAUAAAUAUUCCAAAAUAAAGUUAUACUUCAUUUAUUCCGCCGUCGAUCGUCCUCGACUGAGAAUUAUUUCACAAUACAAGUGAAGAAAGAGCCAAUGUUUCCUAGAGAUUUAUUAUUUGUACAUUUGUUUGCGACGUGCUGUCUUUGCUUAGCUCUUCUGAAGAUAUUGCAGAAAAAGACACAUCAUUCAUGUUUUACUGCAUGUUGCAUGUUUUAUGUUAUCCAGUAAAAGUGUCUUUGAAUGGACAGUGUGUGUAUUAAUGUGAGCCUUCUCAUCCUUUUAUUGAACUCACUUGCUUAUUUUUAGAGCAAACAAACUAAACAAAAAGUUGGAUAAUCAUAACAAUACAACAGUUGUGCUGAGUCAGAUUACAACCGCAUACAUUAUGUCAGAUGAAGAGCGUUAAUCUGAUAACAAAUAAACAAUACAGAACUCACCGUUAUUAUAAUUGGAUUCCUUAUAAAGUAUAUUGAUAGUGAAUUUAUUUUGGUGCUACUAUGAUGUUUAAGCCAUGUGACAUUUGUUAAUAUUGGAAACAUAAACCAAAUACUUUGACUGCCUUACCUUGACUCCAACUUGUAUUUAAAUGCCAUGCUUCUAAAUACUGAUUCUAAUUGUUGAUGUGUCUGUCUUUGCUAUGGCCUUUAAAAAGAUUACAUACCAAUGCAAAAAAGACUUUUCUCUUUUCUUUAUUGAAAAACACACACAAGAUCUACAUAAAAAUGCAUUGUACACGAGAGAACUGAAUCAUUAUUGCCAAACAUGGCAACCAUUUCAACUGCACUGCACAAUGAGCGUGUGAAUAAAAUCUGAAAUAGUAUGAUUGAAACUCUUCAAGCUGCAAGCAGAGGAGAGUAAUUCAACUAACGUUGUGUGGGAUGCGUUGCAUUCUGGUCAUAUUUGUGUUUUGGUGUACGCAGGGCUUAAUAGACCCACGUUUUGGAAUGAAACAUUUACUAUAUUAUCAGCAAUAA
Messenger RNA from Eleginops maclovinus (Patagonian blennie), 3209 nucleotides. RefSeq names its product islet cell autoantigen 1 (gene ica1). The record is from RefSeq and is a predicted model, not a curated record. Gene Ontology annotation, molecular function: protein domain specific binding. Bases 122 to 1552 code for a protein of 476 amino acids. Gene Ontology annotation, cellular component: Golgi apparatus. The transcript is spliced from 13 exons. Gene Ontology annotation, biological process: regulation of transport. NCBI's taxonomy places the organism in Eukaryota, Metazoa, Chordata, Actinopteri, Perciformes, Eleginopidae.